This is a messenger RNA of Linepithema humile (Argentine ant), 1566 nucleotides long. The record is from RefSeq and is a predicted model, not a curated record. Lineage: Eukaryota; Metazoa; Arthropoda; Insecta; Hymenoptera; Formicidae.
AUGACUUCGCUGGGAACUGCGAAAGUCUGUGAGUGGGUGGGAAGAGGCUGCUCGCAGGGCGGAGUACUUUCCCCACUUUUAUGGUGCCUGGUAGCAAAUGGUUUAUUAAAGGCACUGGACGAUAGAGACUUCACUGCACAAGGCUACGCGGACGACGAGGCAAUACUUGUGCGAGGCCCUUUUCUGGAGACGUUUCUAGAGCUCAUGCAGGGGGCACUGGAAGUUGUAGAAGAGUGGUGUCAGAGAACGGGUUUGGCGGUAAAUCCACUAAAAACCGGUCUUACUGUCUUCACUCGCAAAUACAAGGUGGGCACCAUUGUGGGACCCACUCUUGUAGGAGUAAAGUUAGUUCCGACCGAAUCAGUGAAAUAUUUGGGAGUUAUCCUGGAUAGGAAACUGCUUUGGGAGAGCACUUUUGUAACCACCGUAGUAUGGUGGACUAGGGUGCAAAAGAAAACAGCCAAAGUUGCGCUGGAGCAUGUCAGGGCUCUGAUUUUGAGAGGAGCCCUAAGUGCUAUGGUUACGACACCAGUGGCGGCGAUGGGCGUAAUGUUCGGCAUCGAACCGUUUCAUCAGGUGGUGGUGGCUGCGAAAGCAGUGGCGAAAUACCGUCUAAGAUGCAAACAAAAAUGGAAGAAAGGAGCCCGGCAUACGAGGCUGCCGGAAGACGUUCUGUUGGAUCCGAUAUUCGAGAUGCGACAGGACAGAAUACCUAUUAUUCGGGCUUCUGAUAGGCACUUUAAAGUGCAUAUACCGAGGCCGGAGGAGUGGGAAAAGGAAGGUGGAAACCUAGGGGCUCGAGUGCGUGGAGGGGAUGUCUGGUAUACGGACGGCUCCAAGACGGACACGGGCUCCGGGGCCGGCUUCUUUGGCAGUCGAGAGGGAUGGAAGGUAGAAGCGGGAGAGCACAUCAGAAUUUGUACGGACAGCCAGGCAGCCAUCAAGGCGCUGGGGGCUCCGACAAUAACAUCGCGGUUGGUUCAGAAGUGCAGAGGCGUUCUGAACGAAUUGGCGAGAGAGAGAGAAGUCACCGUUACAUGGGUGCCUGGUCACUCAGGCAUCCAGGGUAAUGAAUGUGCGGACCAGCUGGCAAAAGCGGGUUCAGAGACAACGAUGGUAGGACCGGGGCCGGCUCUAGGAAUCCCCUUUUGUCUAGGAAAGGGGAGGAUCAAAGAAUGGCUCCGCAGAGAACAUCUAAGACACUGGAGAGUGGAAUCUGAGUCCAAAUGCAGACAGGCUAGAGCUCUGAUGGAAGAUACUCCUAAUAGAAAACUGACUUGGAGCAUAAGGGCUCUGAGUAGGAGAGAUGCCAGGACAGCGGUACACAUACUGACUGGUCAUGGCACCUUAAACUACCACAUGUACAAGCUUGGGCGUAGCGAUACAUCCAAGUGCAGGACAUGUGGAGACGACGAGGAAACAAGCCUUCAUGUGCUCUGCGACUGUCCUGCACAGGCAGGGUUGAGACACAAGAUGCUGGGCUCAGCACUACUUGGGUCCGAGCAGAUCAGGAAGCUGCCGGUGAGAGAUCUGAUUCUCUUUUGGAGAAAAACUGGUCUCUCAUGA